Sitophilus oryzae (rice weevil) is the source of this 1812-nucleotide messenger RNA. RefSeq lists its product as uncharacterized. Lineage: Eukaryota; Metazoa; Arthropoda; Insecta; Coleoptera; Curculionidae. The transcript is spliced from 2 exons. The record is from RefSeq and is a predicted model, not a curated record. Bases 1 to 1812 code for a protein of 603 amino acids.
AUGGAACAAAAUGGAAGCCGGGAGGGAUCGCAGGGUAGUAGAGAGUGGACCGUAGUUGACGCCAUCGUAACAAAACAGGCCAUGGUUAAAAAAAGAAAUAUAGCAAUGGCAUGGAUCGACUACCAGAAGGCGUUUGACUCCGUCCCCCAUUCAGGGUUAGUAAAAACAUUAGAAAUAUAUAAAAUUAAUACAGAAGUAAUAUACUUCCUACGGCAAACCAUGGAUAGAUGGAGAACGCAACUAGCGGUGAACCUGAAUGGUGUUUCAUACCUUACUGACACCUUAAAAAUCCGGAGAGUCAUUUUCCAGGGGGAUAGCCUGGGCCCAAUAUGGUUUUGCUUGGCACUUAACCCACUUAGCUCUAUGCUAAAGACUGGAAACUACGGGUACCAGAUAACGAAAAACCCAAGUGUUCGACUAACGCACUUGUUCUACGUAGACAACUUGAAGCUCUACGCUACAAAUAGGGACCAACUACACAGCCUGCUAGAACUAGUGUCAUGUUUUAGCGAGGAUAUUAAAAUGAAAUUUGGUAUCAGUAAGUGCGCAUACGUGAACGUGAUAAAAGGAAAAAUCAUAGAAUCCGAAGGCAUCGACUUGAGGGGAGGACAACACAUCGCAGGACUCGAACUAGGUGCAAAGUACAAAUAUCUUGGUGUGCAACAUUCCGCUAUUAUAGACCACACUGAAAUGAAAAAGGCCGUCGAAUCAUCUUUUCUCCAACGCGUGACCAAAAUACUUAAAACGGAAUUAUACUCUGGGGCAAAAGUCACGGCAAUUAAUUCUUGGGCAAUACCAACUAUAUCCCACACAUUUGGUAUAUUGAAAUGGAGCAAAACAAACCUGGAAAGCAUUGACAGGAAAUCGUACAACACCACCAACCGCAGAGACUACUUUCUCCGUACCGAUCAGCCAUUGCAUCGAGCGCUAAUACAGGUUGACGACGGAUACUCACAGCUUAAACUUGCAGAUAAGAAUUCCCCACCAAUCCCAGUUACAAUCAGCCAAUUCGAGGAAGAAUGGAAAGCGAAACCAUUAGAUGGACGGUAUGCAGCCAACCUCAGAGGAGGUGAGGUCGAUAAGAAGCUUUCAACGUCUUAUCUUUCUGAUGGCCAGCUAAUGUUCGAAACUGAAGGAUUCAUAAACGGACAGGUAAUACCUACGAGAAACCGGAGAAAAUUCAUCCUAAAAGAGGACUUACCAUCUGAUAAGUGUCGACUAUGCCAGACAACUACUGAAUCUAUUCAACGCCUAACUGCUGGUUGCACAUAUCUUGCCCCGAGGGACUACCUAAACAGGCACAACCAAGUUGCAGGCGUAAUACAUCAGGAACUCUGUGUACAAACGGGGCUCCUUACUGCAAAAGUCCCAUACUACAAAUACCAGCCUCAGACGGUACUAGAAAACGAAUCGUGGAAGAUCCUAUGGGACCUAGCUAUAACAACGGAUAGGACGGUGAGUUACAAUCGACCAGACAUCUUAGUUUUUGAUAAGAAGCAAAGAAAGGCGCAAGUAAUAGAUAUACAAAUUCCAGCAGACGAAAAUGUAGGAAAAUCAAGAAUGGAGAAAGUCCUGAAAUAUCAAGAACUGGCGGAUGAGAUAAAGAGAAUGUAUCAGUUGGAAAAGGUGGAAAUAUAUCCUAUAAUAAUAUCGUGUAAUGGGUUAGUAGAUAAGUACUUACCUCGAAAUCUUAAGGCUAUCGGCAUACGCAACCCGAAGCAAAUUGUAGCAAUCUCACAAAAAGCUGUCAUUCUGGCAACCUGUCACACCGUGAGACGUAUACUGGCAACAGAUGGUCGCGUGUGUCUAUAA